UCCGGUAAUAGCGCGGAGUGUGCCCCUCGUCGUCGGAAAUCAGUGAUCACGGCAAAGGGAAGGCACGAUACGUACCGCGUUACACGUAUUUCGCUCCCGCCGCCCGCCUACGAGUUUACGCAGUGAGAGUUUCAUAUCAGUGCACGACAGUUUUGUUCUUUGCUCUGUGUGGAUUAUCAUAUUGGAUAUAUACUGCGCUCCGUCGCCAGACAGCCCACGUCGCAGAUCGCAGCCGGGAGAUCGACAAUCCGCCUGGCAAAAUCUCCUCCCCCGGAGGAAUCCCGUGAGAGAAAGGAAACGCGGAAACACGGACUUCCCUCCGGCAAUUACCGGGACGAUCCUUCACGUCGCCCGGAAAGCAGAGCUUGGGGGAUAAGGAUCGACGAAUGGGAAUUUAUACGUUUUAAAUUCAUCCCUGAAGUGGGCCGCACAUGUUAUGGUACAGCCUGCAUAACGACCGUUCGACAUAUGGCACUGCGAUGAGCGAGAUGCAGAAACAAAGUCGGCGCUGCUCGGAGGUGGAGGUUGCGCUUAUGCGCCCUGUAAGCACAGCUGGCUAAUAGCCUCGGAGCCCGUCCCCGACACCCUGCAGCCACACCAGGUAACUUGAUGGAAAAUUAUGAGAUUGCCGCGGUAGCGCCUGGGCUUCUGACUUAUUCUAGAUUAGCAGUCGGCGUGACAUGGAUGUGAGCUUCACGAACGUGUUAGAGGGGGCUCGCCAGUACUUCCAGGGACUGCCCGUACCGAGUACAGGUGGUGCGGCCACGUCGGUGGAUCACAAUCUCCACGCGACAUCCUCUACAAAUUCCGCUUCAUCUACGUCGACAACGGCGCAAGAUGGCGCUUCGUCGCAGCCGACUCAAUCAACGCAGUCGAUCUCGACUUCCGCCAGCAGCGGUAACAAUAGCAACAAUAGCAUCCAGGAGUCGAGUCGGUAUUCCGCCGACAUCAGACCGUCAUCGUCGGUGGAGAGCAGUGUUGCGACUUCCGCUUCUAGCUUUUGGAGUCCGCAUGUGGAACCUUAUCCGCCACAGCCGACCAGGGUCGAAGUUCCGGACACGAGGCCAGGGGACGAAAGCGCCGCCAUGGAGCCUAGUUCUUCCUCGGGUACCGUUACUCUAACCGAGAUGCAACCUUCUAAUCAUCAAUCCUCCUCCGUCGUCGCAUCGUCGUCAAGCUUUUCGCAGAGACCGCCGGCGUCGUCAUCGACUUCGUCCACCUCGUCGUCCAGCGAUCACAGCCAUCAUCAGCAUCAGUUGCAAACGUCGAAUCCGUCGUCGUCGCAUUUGCACCAGAUGCAACCGCCUCAGCCGCCACAUUCCCCCGGUCCGGUGUACCAGCAGCUCAACAGUGUCAGCAGAACGUCCUUCAGCGCGGCUGAGAUGCUCGCCUCCUCCUCGUCGCACGCGACCUAUCAGAACGCCAACAGCAACGAACGGCCGUCGCAGCCGAUCGUCGCGCAGAGGACACAGUACUAUCCGCGCUAUCAUCAUCCGGACAUCACCAAGUGUGCGCCGGCUCCGUUCUCGCAGAGCUCCAUUUAUCAGUCGGCCAGCGUAGCUCAGCCAUCCAGCACGAUUCAGCAGCCGAGCACGAGACCGACGCCGGUGGAGCAAAGCAACGCGACGUCGUCUAGCGUUGUCGUCGCGCAAGGACAUUGUGCGCCGGAGCAGCAACGAGUACCCGGUACUUACGGCGGCCACGUGCCGCCCGCUCAAAGUCCUCUCAGCGGAUCCACGAUGUACGGAUCGGGCCCGUCGCAGAAUUAUCGGGUCUCCGCGGGCCAGCAUCAGCAGCCGACUCAUCGUCCGACCGUCGCUCCCGCCUCGGGUGUCGGCGACAGAACGUAUAAUUCGGACGGACCGCACUCUUCCACCGCGCCCUCCUCCUCCUCCUCGUCGCCGGCGGUCAGCCCGCGUCAGUCCGCAGCGGGUAGCUCCACCUCCAGUCACAUUCCUUCGCAGACGCAGCCGCAGAAUCUUCCGGGGCACAUUCCUUCGUCGCAUCUGCCAUCCGUCGUCUCCUCGGUGCAUCAUCAUCAUCAGCAUCAGCAGCAGCAGCAGCAGCAGCAGCAGCAGCAGCAGCAGCAGCAGCAGCAGCCGCAUCAGCAGCAGCAGCAGCCGCAUCAGCAGCAGCCGCAUCAGCAGCAGCCGCAUCAGCAAUCUCAUCCUAGUCGUAUGAACGCGACGCCGCACGGCUCUCCGUCCGGUAAUCGUGUGUUGCCGCCGCCGCACGGCGCGCCGUCGUCAUCCUCGAUCGUGACAAAUCACUCGCAGCAGCAGAUGCCACCGCCUCCGAGCGGCUAUCACGUCGCGACUACGCCGUCGCCGCAUCACGAGGCACCGCCGCCGCCGCGCCACGCAACCCCGUCGCCGCAUCACGCGACACCGUCGCCGCAUCACGCGACGCCGUCGCCGCAACGGCAAUCCGGUCUGCACAAUCCGCACGCUUCUCCGUCGCCUCAUCACACUCCCUCGCCGCACAACGGAUUUCAGCCGCGCUCACCGACGUAUCCGCCGCCGCCGCCGCCGCCGCCGUCGAGAUCGACUCCGCACUCGUACAAUCUGCCGCCGGCGACUUCUCAGCAUUAUCAGACGACAGCGGCGGCUUACGCGACGGCGAGCAAUCCUUACGCGCCGCCGCCGCCACCACCGUCCCAGUCUUCGUACCAUUCCUUCCAGAAGAGCCCGCAACCGAGUUCUCAGGCGAGCAGUUACUACUCCCAGCCCGGCCGAUCUCACAAUCAGUCGUACGGUAUGCAGCAGAUGUUGGUGCCGCCACAGACGGUAUUUUCCGGCACUCCCGCCAGCAAUAAUCUGAGCAGCUAUCAGCAGAGCGGCAAACACGCGACGUACAACGGCGCGGACACGGCGAAGAGGAGCGCGAUGGACGUCGCGGCUGCCACGCCCUACGGAACGCACCGGCCAGCUGCGCAAAGGAGCAGCAACACGCACAAUCUGCCACCGAUCGCCGCUCUUUCGUCUUACCAUUCCAAUAGGCGGGAGUCUCUGGGAAAAUUGGCGCAAUCGACAAUGCAGCGGCAACGAACGCUGCAUUCGACGAGCGCGGCCAGCAAAAUCCCGUCUGCCGUGAUGCCGUCGACGCCGUCGUCGAUGACGAUGCCGCCGCAGAGGCUCGCCGAGUAUCCGAUGACUCCGGUCUCGGCUAUGAAUCACGCGAUACCGGUGAACGGCAGGACGACGACCGUGACGAACAUGACGUACGGCUCCCGGUACAGUCAGCAGGGUUACCCGUCGUCGUACGCCACCACCAUGGCGCCCAGUCAUCACGGCAAUUCCACCAGCAGCACUACGGUCACUUCUAUUGGUCACAGCAGUGCUGGCGCCACGAGGUCUUCCGUUCCGACGAUCCACGCGUAUCAGUCUUCCGACGAGCCGGAUCGAUCGGCGGGAUCGUCGUCCUAUCAUCAUCACCAGCCGUCGACGCGAAUGACGGCCGAGACUUACGGCUACAAAGAGUAUCCUCAAUAUCAGAACUCAACGUCGUCCGGCGGUGCUCAAGCUGCUCCGAUCGGAGGCUCGGCCAUGUCGAGCUCCCCGUCGCCGAGCAGUACGGUUCGCAAGAGGGAGUCUCCGUUGGAUUUGUCCGUGAAGACGGUGAAGACGUCGGCUGACUCUACAGCGCAGGAUGACUUGGAGGCCAUAAGCGGCGCCGAUAAGCAUGUCAGCAGCUCGAAUCUAGCCAGCUCGAGGAGCAGACCGAUGCCGCCUCCGCCCGUGCAUCAAUCGACGCCGGCCCAAUCGUCGUACCCGUCGUACGAUCAUCCGAGGCCCUCGAGCAACAGCUCGAGGAGUUCCAUGCCCUGCGUUCGAUCGUCGACGCCUCAGACGGUGUGCGCGCCGAAAGUCGACUUUCUGCCGGAUUUCAAUUCGGCGCCGCUGCGUCAUCAGUCGCACCACGAGAAUCCCCUACGUAGGAGCACCACGCAGCAGCUGUACGUUCCACCUGGCCAGCCCCUUCCGACUCACCACGCGAACAAUACCGCCCCACUGCCUCACAUGUCCACGUUCAAGAAGCGCCCACUGCCCACAUCGCCGCUGUACGACGGUCUGACGAUACCGCCGCCGCCUUCGUCGUCGUCCGCGUCGCUCGCGUCCUCGUCGUACGUCCAGGCGAACGAUUCUCCGAGGUUCUCCAAGUAUCCCCCGAUGAUGGACCCGUCGCAACGGCUCGUUCCAUCUACACUGCCCGCGCAAGACUAUCCGCCUGAUCCAAGCAAGUAUUAUCUAACGGACAGCAGGGCCAAGUACGAUCAGCAGUUCUCUCAGCGCGAGCGAAUGCCGCUGAAGAGAGCCGGGGAACAGAUCUACAGCGCAAGUCCCAGCAAGCAGUCGAGAUUGGCUUGGCACGUGCCGGGCGCCGCCGACAAGCAGGCGAUCAAGCCGAAAUUGUCGGCCGCGGGUACGCUGAAUGAGCAGCAGAAGCGACAGGAAAUGAAUAUGCCGGUACCUCUGCCGAACGGAGCUCUGCACCCCCUGGCGUCCGGUGCCUACGAUCAGAGAUCCGACGGCGGCGGUUAUUCCGUGCCGGAAUCGUCUAGGUACCAGCCGGCUUACUGUGAUAAAAGAACCUACGCGGAGUCCAAGACCAUGCGAAGCUCGCCGUCGUCGUACAAUCAUCCGGUGAUCUCGAAAUCGGUGAACGCGCACUCGUUGCCGCAACAAUUGAGCGGCGCUCAGCCGACUUACCCGAGUUAUCGUCAGUCAUCUCAGAAGACGACGUGUCUUCCGAGCGGCACGUCCGGCGGCCAGCCGAUGGACCAACCAAGCAACACCGGCGCCGACAAGAGGGUGCUCAGCUUGUUGAGAAACAGUCUGGAGAACAAGCAGCAGCGGGACGAGCAGCUCAACAGUCAGCAACCUAUCUUGGUCAAUCACAGUCAGCAGAGCUUCCAGAAUAAGGUCGUCGCGCCAGUCGAGCCUAAAACAAAUAUCGGCAGGCACAAUCUGUCACCGUUCACAGCAGCGAGUUUGCUGGAGCGUAACAGCAACACGCCGCCGCAUUACAAGCUCCAAGUUCCGCGGGCGGUAGACUCGAUUACUCAGGAGGCGCCUCGCAGCAUGUACGCGUCGAGAGUAAACGCAUCCGCCACGCUACCCGGCAAAGAAGCUUCCCUCGCGGGACCACGCGGUGCUGAGAAUCAGAUUCAUCGCGACAAGGACGACGGGCUGGCUGCUAUCUUAGCCGCGAAAAUCAGGACAAAGGCGGAACUCAAACAAGUCGGCAUCGGCCAAUUUACAACGAAAGCACCACCUCAAGAUACGUCGUCGACGCCGAAAGAGAUCGAUAGCGCGGCUUCGACGUCGACGCCGCAGUCGGGUUCGUCCGCGGGCAGCCCGCCGAAACUCACGCGCGAGAUCGUUUGCCUGCCGCCCAGGAGACGCUUGUUUUCGCGAACCGACGAGAACGACAACAUGCCGGUGGCCGUGCCUGUGCCCGUCGCUCCCCCGGUCGCGUCCGCGGUGCCGGCCAGAACAAGCGGCUGCAGAAGUUCCUCCGAGACCUCGGUCUUCGACUUCCGGGAGAGUGAUUCCGAAAGUGAGAUGCCGGUUCUCGAGCGACAGACCUUGGAGGAAAUGAGGAGGGAUAGAAAGCAGUUAUCUAAAGUGCAGCCACCGAUGCCUCUCAACGAUGCCGUAUGCAUCGCAUCUGCGACCGAUCUCGUGAAGAUAGAAUUGAAGGAGAAUGAUAAAAUCAAUGACAUUGAUUCAUUUUGGAGUGUCACCUGUGAUAAGUUUAUGGAGCAAUUGCGCGUGGGCGAUGCCGCGAAAAAACGAGGUCGCAGGAAAAAGUUGAGCGGCACUGGGACGUCGAAGCACGAAGACGGGAUUAACGACAGCGACAAGGAGUCGGAUAGCAAUGCGUCGCAUUCUCAAAUCAAGCCCGAAGAUAUCAAGAAGGAGCCGGAAGCUAGUAAAGAGGUAGAGGUAGUAAACUCAGUUUUCGAAGACAUCAAGAUCAAGACGGAGCCCGGCUUGGGGAAGGACGACGAUAAACAAUCGAGUGACGAUUCGGACGAAGUGCCGUUAAUUAAGAGGAAGAGGCAGGAGAAGAAAGAGGACAGCGAUUGUGACGAGGAAGUGAUAUGCCGGAGGAGAAGGAUACGUCGCGGCAGCAGAAUUAAACUCGAGUCCUCGAGCGGCAGCGAAUCGUCGAGCGAGGAGAGCGACGCCAGCACCGAGUUCGGUCACGGUUCGUCGGUGGCUGACAGACUUCGCGCUAGGAAACGAUCCACGGUCAACGUGUCCGAAGGCAUGAAGCUCCGUUCGAGAGACACGACUCCCCACAAGGCGAAGACGGACAAGGAGUCGAAAUUGUCGCCUCCCAAAGGUGGCACCUCUCAGAAAGCCAAGCCUAAGCCGCUGUUUGGCGAUGGCAGCGACUUCAGGCCCGGCUGGGAAGAGGAGGUUUACGUCUACAAGAAGUCUCUGCGAAUGCCGCCGAGAUUGAUAACAGUGUCGAAGCCGUCGCGUUUUCAUCGACUGUCCACGUCCUUGCCGGACUUGGAUCCUGGAUCGCCGGCGCUGUCCGUCUCGAUGGACAGCUCCGAUGUAUGUCUCGGUCGCAGUAAGAGAUUGGUGGACAGCGAUAUGGAAUCCAACUACAGCUUCAGCAUUGCUGGACUCGGCAGUAAAAUCGAUGACGAAGAGGCGACUUCGUCAACGACCGUUUCCUGCCCUCCGAAGGCCAUGAUAAAACAUUCCCGCUCGGAGAACAAUUCGAUCGUCGACGUUCUCGCGCAGAAGGUCGGCAGCGGUCAGAAGGACGCGAAGAAGAAGCAGAAUCCGAAGGGCGGUAAGAUUCUCAACAAGAGCAGCAACGAGCCGGAAUUGUUGCCGACACCGAGUCUCGCGCCGAUCCCGUCAUCCGAAACGUCGAAGAACUCUAGAAACAAGACCCCAUUAAAGAAUAAUAAAACCCCAAUCAAAGUCACCGAGUCGGUCCUCCUCGGCUACUUUCGCAAGGAGACGGUCAAUAAUUUCCGCGACGCGUUCAAGAACAAUCACACGUUGCCGAACGAAUUUUCCACUCUCGUGCUGAAGAGCAGAACGAGAACGGAGACGAAAGUUUUGAAGAAGGAGGCGACUAUUCGCGAGGUGUUCGGCGAGGACAGGCCCGCGUCGGCCCCGCCGAUGCAAAAUCACGACGACACGUCUCAGGAUGACGAUUCGCAGAACGAGACGCCGGAGAGCGCGUUGGGUAAGGUGCGGACGUUGAAGCAGAAAGUGGCGUCGCGCUUGAGGAACGCUGGUAUACUGAGGAGUCACAAAGCGAUCGUGAAUUCGAAGCGUCGCCUGUUAACCGCCGCGAGGCGACGGAAGGAUUUGUUGAAGUCACUCGCGGACAAAAAACUGCACCGUAUCAAGACUGAGAUGGAGCAGGAAGAAACGAACGACGCCAGGGAGGAGGAAAAUAACGAGAUGGAGGACGACAAGAACGAUCCGGAGACUCGUAAUAAAAAGAAACUGAAACUCCGGCCCGGCCGGCGAAAGUUCCGCUCCGGAUUCGAUUACAUCCGCAAGAAGAAGAAGCCACUGAAAAGGGACGAGGCGUUGCCAAAGGACAGAAAGAGACAAAGUCAGACUAGCAAGCCAAGUCCGGAAUGCGUAGCCGACAUACAAUCUGAAAUCAGGACGUGGGUUAUCAAAAAGGGUGUCGGAGAAACGAUAUUACACCGCGCCGCUCGCCUCGGUUACACGGACGUGACCGCUUAUUGCCUGGAGAAGCUCAACAACGCGCCGAGUCCCAAGGACAACGCGGGAUAUACGCCGCUUCACGAGGCUUGCGCCAAGGGUCAUCUGGAGAUCGCGAAGCUCCUGCUGGCUUACGGCGCGAACGUUAGUGAGAGCGCUAAUGGCGGUAUCAGGCCGCUUCACGAGGCGGCGGAGAAUGGUGCCACGGAACUCGUACGGUUGCUGCUGUCGUACGGCGCCGAUCCAUUGCUGGCCACUUAUUCCGGACAAACGCCGUUAAUGCUGGCCGUCGACACCGAAGCCAAUUCCAUUCUAGAGCAGCAUCUGGAUGAUGUUCAAGGUCGCACCACGGUGCCGUGGUCGUUCGCCGGUCCAGCUUCUCUCUUUGAUCCGGUAGAAACGGGCUACAAUCCGCUCGAUGACACUCCGCUGGACAGUCCGGAGUUGGAAUUGGACGACGUCGAGAUGGAAGUAAGCGAUGUCAACCUGCCCGUUCUCUUCACCCUGAACAACGACUCCGACAAGUGGGUGCUGCUUCAAGAUCUCAUGGCGAUUUUGAGGAUAAAGAGCCGCGACGCUCUGCUCCGCCAAAUCAAUCCGAAAGCGCCCUCCGGGCCGCCCGCGGUCGCGCAUCGCGACGUUAUGCGCGAGCUCAAGCUGUCGGAUUUCUUAGAACAAACGCACUGCUGUCAUCUACUGAGCGGCGGCGAGAGGAUCAACGUGCGCGGCUCCAAAGUCACCCUCAUCAAGUACAACGAUAAAGUGAAGUCCCUGCUGAACGUGGAGAAGGUGCUGAUCAGUCUUAGGUGACAGGAGGGGUCGCUGGGGCGACCGCAUCCCCAGACAUCGAAACCAUCGACCUCGAUUCCGGCCAAAGAGCACCAGAAGAAAGCCGAGCGCAAAGGCGCCGCUGUAAAACGCGAACGGCAGCAGGGAAGGAAGCGACAGGAGAUACGUAGCAAAAAUUCCACGGAUUGAGCAGCCAAUUUUAGCUGAUGAUGACUUAACGAGAUUUCACGACAACUGCGAGAAUCGCGACUACUCACGACCUACAAGUUCUCACUGGAAUGUGUGUGUCCGAAUUACAACGCGUUGAAAGAAAGACGAACAAGUUCCUUGCAAUACGUCGGAAGAAUCCUAAACGGGUGGCUGAGACUCGUUUCAUCAGGACGAUUGGACGCCCCGAAGAGAACAAGGGUGAUCGUUCCUGACACAACAAUGAAGAUCGGUGCUUUUACGCGUGUCCAAAGACUCUAUAACAUUUGUUGGUACUUACGUUUCGAAGGUAAAUUGAAUUGACUGAUGCUGAUAAUCGAUUUUCCACUCGCGAUCUGCAUUUUACUGGGCAUACACUUCUGGUGGAAUCAGUGAUACUCACGGGCCCUAGAAUUGUAUUUGUUUCAUGCCUUUGUACAUCGAUACAAUUUAGUUCGACCAAAGCGAUAAAAGAUAUAAUCGAUUCUUUCAUUAGCGGAUUAAGUGACGAAUCUUUCGCUAUAUCUCUUAUCCCUUGCACAGGUAAUAAAGAAAAUCGAUAAUCAGGUUACCGUGAGUGUAACGCGCAAUCAAACUCCGAAGCACGUAACCGAUACAAAUGUAAUUCUAAAUGAAACGAUCUACUACUUAAUGCGCAGCUAUGAGUGGGGACAACGGAAAACAGCUACCUGUGACAUUAUAUAGCAGUAUUUAAUUGGGAUAUGCGUAAUGUACGCGUGUAUAUCCAUAAAACGAUGAUAUUUUAUUAAUUCUCUUAAGGACUGAUUAAAUAAUCAGAAGUUCAUUAACGUAGCGCUUUUAGGCGAAUAAAAUGAGAAUUGUCGUUUAAGUGACGAGGACGACACGAGAAUGCAAAGACUUCUUCAACGGGAGAUUUUUCUCGAACCGAGUCUCGGAAUAGUGAUGACAAAAAUAACGAUAACGUAAAUAGUACUAAUAAAUUACUUUAGGAGUGCGAAAAAGAACGUAGCUGUCGUACCAGAUAUAUUUUUAUCUCGCACGUGGCUUCACGAAGUUUCUCUCUUUUUUUUUAAGAGACUUCACUCCAGGAUUUGUGGAGUUUGGGACGCGCGCUCGUGUGUGUUAAUGUUAGGUUUUUCCUCUUCGAACUGUUUGUAGAAUGCAUCGUUUUAAUACGAGAACCAAUGUUAAGGGCGUAACGUAAUUGAAAUCGCCACUGCGAUUGAUCAUGUUACCACACCUUUGUGUUAUUUUUCCCUUUUCUUGUAUUGAAAGAAUCGUAUGUUGCGUCGUGUGAGUUAUAUAUUUAUGAUAUGUGUCGUAACAUGUCGGGAAUAAGGUGCUUGAAAAACCUCGAAUGUGUUAAAAUUCAAUUUAUUGAGUCGAGAAUUAGCGUUUCUUGCAUUAAGAUGUGUAAUCCGCCGUCUAAGUUCUGUUGUUUUUAGUAUUUCUAAUUCUCUCUGGUAUUGUAUAUCGAUAUGUGUAAUACUGGAUCGUAUCCACACGAGGAUAUCUAUUUCUAAUUUGUUGCUUCCAGUUGAACAAUCAGCGUAAAUUCGGAUGGAAGACGGACUCGGCAGAGAGGUGUCAAUGGCUCAAUUCUUAAACGUGGGAAGUGCAAUUUCACGGAGUAACGUUUUUGUUUUGUUAAUCGGCUAGAUGCAUUAAAUAUUGUUUUUUAGAAGUUAGAAGAAAGAUAGGAAAUAUAUGUGUGUAUAUAUAUAUAUAUAUACAUAAAGUGCACACACACAUAUAUAUAUAUAUAUAUUAUUUCGAGUGUUCAUGUCGGUUAAACAUCGCCGAAUAACGCUCACUGUGCAAUAAUGUAUCUGUUUUCUUUUUUGCAUUUUAUCUUCGGUCCGUUUUUGUGAUGUCGGGGCAAUGUUGACGCGUCGCGUAUCGGUGAUCAGACACACGUUUAACAAAAUUUCUAAAGUGGAGGAGAGAAUUUCUUGCAAUACAAUAUAAUUAAGAACGAUACCGCGAUGAAGGCAUGAAUAAUAUUCGAAAUAAAGCUGCAAUUUUGUUAUUGUGAUUCGAAAUCGAGGACAAGUUGCGAAAAGAGAUGAAACAGCGAGUUUCCAUCAUCGGAGCGACGUCGUGUUCGAUCAAAGCAAUUUAGAAAUGUGAAUUUUAGGGAGAGACGAGGAGGCUAUUUUAAACAUUGACAGAGCCAAUUCGAUUGAUCGUACUUAUCGUCUCGCAGCAUUCCUGCGUGUCGACUUUUGGGCGGAAUGUGUAGGCGCAUCCGGGCGCCUAUCGUGUGCAAGUCUGCGAAUGUUGCGGGACAGGAUCGCGAAGGAAGGAUGAAGAAGCGCGGGGGUUCGCAGAUGCUUAGGAUGCCGCAAUACGCGUUUACUUUUGAUGCCGUGCAGUACAGAGGUUUCAAUCGUUAUAAUCUCAGUCUCAGGGAAAAAUCCACGUGUAUUCUUGAAAAUAACUUGACGAUGUACCGACUACGGGCGACAUAUGCGUUCGUGCGUGCGAGCGACGCGUAUCAGUGCGUGUGUGUACAGUAGUUAGUUGGAAAAAAAAAAAAAAGGGAGGGUUCACUCGUCGCGAGAGACGAUUAAUCAAUAUCUAAUUAACAUUGAGUGAUAUUAAUUGAUGUUAAUGCGAUGCGAUUCGUUGCGCGAGCGAUCCGCGUGCACUCGAACGUGGCUCCUCACAAUUUUAUUUAGCUGACGAUCGAUUAAAUAGAGACACAGUUGUAUUACCAAUUGUAUAUACCGACGAUAUUUUCAGCCGCGCAAACGAAACGAAGUAGUAGUAGAGAGAGGAGCGAAACGCGGAAGAGCGGAACGACAAGUAUACAACAAUGGUGUACGUACUGUAUAUGUAUCAUUUAUUCCUAAGUAGUCGAUGCGUAAAGUAUAAGUAGAAUGCGAAAUAAUACUUGUUUAUAUCAGCGCGUAUUAUCUGUGUAUAAUGUAAAGCAUUAAUCGACCUCGCGAAGUCACGUUGUAUAACAUGAUAAACGAAGUGUGUAUAUAUAUAUCUCACGUUGCGACUACUAGAACUAUAUUCCUAUUAUUACUACCACUGCUACUAUCACUACCGCGACUAUCGCUAUUUACUACUAUCACUACCACUUAUGAUUACUCGCUUUUUUAUUGUAUCAUAUAUACAUAGUAGCUAAUGAUGGAUGUACAUUUUCUUAGCCGUGUAACAUUCAGACAACGCUCCUCCCUUCUCGCCCCCCUUUGUAAUAUAUAUAUUCAAGAAACUUCUAAAUGUGUUAAAACUGCUGCUUUAAUGCGGAUAAAGAAACAGAAGUUAUAUAAAUAUAUAUAUAUAUAUAAAAAGAUGAACAAAUAUAUAAAUAUAAAUAUAUAUAUAUAUAUAUAUACAAAUAUAUAUAUUUUAUUUCAGAGAUUUAGUUCGAAAUAACGUUGACGAUGAACAAAUUAGAGUCUUACUGUGAUUCGUGUAAAGAGGAACUAUCGUUAUUAUUGUCACCGCCGUAGUCGUUAUAAGCGAGUCACGAUGGACCCGACGAAUGGACUUUCUAAUGAGGAAAUGAAUAUUUGUGAUUUUUUUUCGCUAAUAACAAUAACGAGUUAUCCGAUCGAUGUAAUAAAAACAAAUAUUUUUAUCGAAA
This is a messenger RNA of Linepithema humile (Argentine ant), 12273 nucleotides long. Its product is annotated as platelet binding protein GspB. Gene Ontology annotation, biological process: negative regulation of transcription by RNA polymerase II. Gene Ontology annotation, molecular function: protein binding; transcription corepressor activity. Lineage: Eukaryota; Metazoa; Arthropoda; Insecta; Hymenoptera; Formicidae. Gene Ontology annotation, cellular component: nucleus. The record is from RefSeq and is a predicted model, not a curated record.